This is a messenger RNA of Peronospora matthiolae, 714 nucleotides long. The record is from the annotation of a GenBank genome assembly. Lineage: Eukaryota; Oomycota; Peronosporomycetes; Peronosporales; Peronosporaceae.
AUGGGUAUGAACGCAACAGACGCAGUGGCUGCCGAGGGCACGAUCAAGUACCACCUCGUGGAAGCGGAAGAGGUGGGCCACAAGUCGCAGCCAUCUGCUACUCGCAAUGCCAAACCCAAGCGCAAGAGCAAAUUCAAUUGGUCGCAGGUUCCCGUCGAGGGUGACGAGGUGGUAACACCCGAAAGAGAAGAGAGUGCUGGUAGCGGUACGAAUAAAGACGAUGUGCGUGCGGAUGUACGGAUGCGUAGAGGACACUACGACCAGCACCAUAGUCGUGGUGGCUGGUACCCUCGGAAUGGGGGGCGCUCUGGCGGACGUCGACAAUACAGAGACAGUCACGGCUCGUUUUACAAUGGCGUGUAUGUCCCCACGCCGGACGUUACCGUGACGGCGCAAUGGGCCAAGAACCAAAUUGAAUUCUACUUCACAUGCGACAACUUGGUGCGUGACAUUUUCCUGCGUCAGCACAUGGAUGUUGAUGGGUACGUGCCCCUGGCUUUUGUAGGCAGCUUUCAGGCUGUCUACUCGGUUCACCAGGACUACGAGUCGCUGUUGGAGGCCAUGAAACACUCGAAGACCAUUGAGCUCGAUGAGCAGAAUGAAAAGAUUCGUCUACGUACAGACUGGCAGAAGUGGGUCUGGCCCAACACCAGCGGUGGCUACGGAGUGCCUCGGUACGUGAAGCACAAGACGGACGAGGCGGCAGCGGCAUAG